Molecule: messenger RNA, 2671 nt
Organism: Exophiala oligosperma
Lineage: Eukaryota; Fungi; Ascomycota; Eurotiomycetes; Chaetothyriales; Herpotrichiellaceae
Exons: 1
Coding region: 147-2339 (730 amino acids)
Cellular component (GO): fungal-type vacuole membrane
Molecular function (GO): oligopeptide transmembrane transporter activity
Source: RefSeq, a predicted model, not a curated record
GCAAUUUACACGCAGCCAACUACUGCGACACCCACAGAUUUUUCAAUGCCCGUCACUAGGAGGACCAUGGGAGGUUGAAACCAGGCCACUCCAUAUGGCUAUAACAAACUGUCCCGCAAUCCUUCUUCGAUAAACCUGGGAACGUCAUGUUACCCGACAGAAACGCCCGCUCUCCGUCCCCAUCGCCGCAAUCACCGGCGCAACAACAUGAGUUAUCCGCCUCCGAUGCCACCCAGCAGGACAUCUCCCGCACGAGGUCCGAUCAUGCAUGUUACGCCAGUCCGGGUGCGGCCGACUCUGCACUCGAUGGGACGAACUUUACACUCCGAGGUGUGCUGGUGGGAACGGGCAUUGGCAUUAUAAUAUGUUUCUCAAAUACAUACUUCGGUCUUCAAACCGGAUGGGUGUCAGGCAUGGCCAUGCCCGCAUCGCUGAUAGGGUUUGCUAUAUUCAAGGCGUUAUCACCGUAUCUGGCACUUCCAUUUACACCAGUGGAGAACGUGUUGGUACAGACAGUCGCCGGAGCCGUGGGAACCAUGCCAUUAGGCCUGGGCUUCGUUGGUGUUAUGCCCAGUUUAGAAUUCCUGUUGAAGAAGAGCGAGGGUGCCCCAAUAGAUCUUGGCAUAUGGAGGCUAUUCAUCUGGGGCGUGGGAUUGUGCCUCUUUGGUGUGGUCUUUGCUGUACCGCUGAGGAAACAGGUCAUCAUUCGAGAGCGGCUCAAAUUUCCCAGCGGCACUGCGACGGCACUCAUGAUCAGUGUUUUGCACGGUGGUGCCAAAAGUGACGAGGCCAAAGGUCGAGAAAUCAGUACACAAGGGACAGAGGAACGUGAAGAGCUUCUCACUGAGAACGAGAGAGACGACGCCGACAGUACAGCCAACGAGCGCGAUGUACGAACUGACUGGAAGAAACAGAUUCGACUUCUCCUUCUGGCCUUUACUGGAUCUGGGUCCUACACUCUACUUCAAUACUUCCUGCCUAUCCUACACAAACUCCCCAUCUUUGGUACCUACCUUGCCAACACAUGGGUUUGGACACUGAAUCCCUCCCCAGCAUACGUCGGUCAAGGCAUUAUCAUGGGUCCGGCAACAACCUUCCACAUGCUUCUCGGCGCCAUUGUCGGAUGGGCAAUCCUAAGCCCCAUAGCUAAACAUAAAGGCUGGGCUCCAGGUUCCGUUGACGACUGGGAGACGGGAAGCAAAGGCUGGAUUGUCUGGGUGAGUUUGGCCAUCAUGCUCGCCGAUGCGGUUGUCAACUUGGGCUGGCUGAUCCUCCGACCGACUUUGAUCCAUGGUCCGGACUGGAUCCACUCUGCCCAACAACAUUACCAGCACAGCGACUCCUGGUUUGACUUUCUCUUCGGCCACAAGAUGGCCGGCUAUCUCGCUCUGAAAUCCCCCCAUUCCGCCAACUUCGAACCAGUAAAGUCUCAAUCGGACGAUCCUCCCGAUGACGCACCUCUCCACCAUCUCAUCUCCGGGCGCACUGUGAUGAUUUUGCUUCCUGUAACGCUUCUCCUCUGUGUGCUCUGCAUCCACGUCACAUUCGGCAGCUACAUUCCCAUUGGCCUAAACAUCCUCGCCAUGCUUCUCGCAUGCAUCCUUUCUAUAAUGGGCGUUCGCGCUCUUGGCGAAACGGACUUAAACCCUGUGUCCGGCAUUUCCAAACUCACCCAACUCGUCUUCGCCCUCGUCACUCCGACAGGUACGACGCACGGCAAUCACGCAAUCAUAAUCAACCUCCUCGCCGGCGCCGUCAGCGAAGCAGGUGCCCUUCAAGCCGGCGACAUGCUCCAGGACCUCAAAGCGGGCCACCUCAUCGGUGCGAGCCCCAAAGCCCAGUUCUACGGGCAAAUGAUCGGCAGCCUGGUGGGUGCGUUUGUCUCGGCCGCCGUGUACAAGCUUUACGCCUCGGUGUAUCAAGUCCCCGGCGAACUGUUCGAGAUCCCCACGGCGUACGUCUGGAUUUUCACCGCCCGCCUCGUCACGGGCAAAGGUCUCCCACCCAUGGCGUGGCAAGUCGCACUCGUCUUCGGGGCCAUCUUCGUACUCACUACCUCGCUACGCAUCUACCUGCUCGCCUACAGCGAUGAGAAACCGUGGUGUCGUACCCUCCACUCCUGGAUCCCAGGGGGCAUCGCCGUCGCCGUGGGCAUGUACAACACGCCGAGCUUCACUCUCGCGAGGACCGUCGGCGGGGUCAUCAGUUAUUGGUGGAUCACGUGGAAACAGCGAGGCGAGACGAGGGUCAUUGUCCUCGCGAGCGGUCUGAUCCUGGGCGAAGGUGUCGUGAGUAUUCUCAACCUCGUCCUCGCGAGCGUUGGUGUACCGCAUUUGUGAUUGUCUGUACGUUGUACUCGGUACGUCAUACCCAGAACGAAACAGUCUUCUACGAGUACGAGUACAAUCUAGUACGGUCUACAAUCUACGAUCUACGCAGUACAUGUUCCGGACGGCCUCUGCCGAUGACUGUGGUUCCGAAAGACGUUGACACAUAAAAAAGGACGACGAUGAUGACGAUGAUGAUUUAUUCCCACGAUAUAUAUUAUAGAACAGCAUAGUAAAUUACAGUACCCGAUUCAUCUACCUAGAUAUCUAUGAUUAUGAUGAUGACUUUUGGAUUUUUGGAAGUCAUUACACGAGGAUUUACGCACGUAGAUACGUGUACACGC